This is a messenger RNA of Camellia sinensis, 2105 nucleotides long. It is a transcript of the gene NPC1, whose product is annotated as non-specific phospholipase C1. Gene Ontology annotation, biological process: phospholipid catabolic process. NCBI's taxonomy places the organism in Eukaryota, Viridiplantae, Streptophyta, Magnoliopsida, Ericales, Theaceae. The record is from RefSeq and is a predicted model, not a curated record. Gene Ontology annotation, molecular function: hydrolase activity, acting on ester bonds.
GUCCCACUAAUCAUAAUAUUCCAAAAAUCCAAAAGAAAUAUACCCUUCACUGCUACGUUAUAUAAACCCCACAAUAUCAUAUACGGUACAAAAAUAUAUCAUAUGUAAACUCCACAAAAAAAUAUAUCGUAUGUAAACUCCACAAAGCUUUAACUACCUAGAAGACAACUUUACCCUUCUCCCCGAUCGCCGCCCCAUCACGGUGCCGAGUCGUCGGAAAACAUGAUUCCGCGGCGGCGAAUCGCUCUCUCCGCCGUCUUCUUCCUCUACCUAUUGGCUUCGUCUCACUCUCUCGAGUUCACAAAAUCAAAACCCAAACACAAAAUCGAUGGACCCAUCAAAACCCUAGUCGUCGUGGUCAUGGAGAACCGGUCCUUCGAUCACAUGCUCGGAUGGUUGAAGAAAACCCGACCCGACAUCGACGGUUUAACUGGAAAGGAAUCGAACCGGUUCAACGCUUCCGACCCAAACUCCCCUGAAGUCUUCGUCUCCGACAACGCUAUCUUCAUCGACUCCGAUCCGGGGCAUUCGAUUCAGGCGAUCCGGGAGCAGAUAUUCGGGUCAAAUGUAACGACCGCUAACCCGGCUCCGAUGAACGGGUUCGUCCAGCAAGCGUACAGUAUGGGGGUCAGUAUGCCCGAAACCGUGAUGAGCGGGUUCAAACCGGAGGUUUUGCCGAUAUACACUGAGUUGGUGAACGAGUUCGCCGUGUUCGACCGGUGGUUCGCGUCCGUUCCCGCUUCGACUCAGCCGAACCGGUUCUACGUCCACUCUGCAACAUCACACGGAGCUUCCAGCAACGUGAGGAAGGACCUCAUCCAUGGCUUCCCCCAAAAAACCAUCUUCGAUUCUUUGGACGAAAAUGACCUCACUUUUGGGAUUUAUUACCAAAACAUCCCUGCAACACUGUUCUUCAAGAGCAUGAGGAAGCUUAAGCACAUCACAAAGUUUCAUGAGUACAAAUUGAAGUUCAAACUACAUGCUAAGAAGGGUAAGCUUCCGAAUUACGUGGUGGUGGAGCAGCGUUACUUCGAUGUGGAGCUCUUUCCGGCCAAUGAUGAUCACCCUUCUCAUGACGUAGCGAUCGGACAGAAGUUCGUGAAGGAGGUGUACGAGAUCCUGAGGGCUAGCCCGCAGUGGAAUGAGAUGGCUGUGUUGUUUACUUAUGAUGAGCAUGGUGGGUUCUAUGAUCACGUGCCUACCCCUGUCUCUGGUGUGCCUAACCCGGAUGGGAUCAUUGGACCCGACCCCUGGUACUUCAGGUUUGAUCGGUUGGGGGUUCGAGUCCCGACGCUGUUGAUAUCGCCGUGGAUCGAUAAGGGUGUAGUAAUUCAUGAGCCAAAUGGGCCAACACCAGAUUCACAGUUUGAACAUUCUUCUAUCCCUGCUACUAUUAAGAAGCUUUUCAAUUUGAAGUCUAAUUUCCUGACCAAAAGGGAUGCAUGGGCUGGAACGUUUGAGAAUUACUUCAAACUUCGUGAUACUCCACGUGAUGAUUGUCCAGUAAAGCUCCCAGAAGUUAGGAGGUCACUCAGGUCACGCGGACCAAAGGAAGAUGAGAAACUCUCUGAGUUCCAAGUCGAGUUGAUCCAGCUUGCAUCCCAGCUGGUCGGUGAUCAUGUUCUCAAUACCUACCCAUAUAUGGGAAAAUCCAUGACUGUGGGUGAAGCAAACCGUUAUGCGGAGACAGCAGUUGCAAGGUUCUUGGAAGCUGGAAAGACAGCUUUGAGAGCUGGAGCAAAUGAAUCUGCUCUUGUCAGAAUGAGACCGUCCCUCACUAGCCGAACUUCAGGGGGUUAUAGCAGCUAUUGAUCAAUCCCCCUCUACAUUAGCGAGUUGUGUAUAGUAUAUUCAUAUUGAACUUUCCAUACUGGUGUACGUAAAUUUUAGUAGUAUUCAAACUUCUUAGUACCAAAGCAAGACCUGUUGGCCCGAUCGGCCAAUUUGAAGUCUUAAUAGUAAACAUAUAAACCACUCUGUUGUGUAUGACACUAGUGAACUUUCUGUAUGGAGCUUAGGUCCUUUCAGGUGUUUUAUAAAAUAAUUGCAAACUCCAAUGGUUGAAUAGUAAACAUUAUUUCGCCACGAGGUUGGUCAGUCUUAAA